Messenger RNA from Aphis gossypii (cotton aphid), 1177 nucleotides. RefSeq lists its product as uncharacterized. Bases 629 to 1177 code for a protein of 182 amino acids. Lineage: Eukaryota; Metazoa; Arthropoda; Insecta; Hemiptera; Aphididae. The transcript is spliced from 3 exons. The record is from RefSeq and is a predicted model, not a curated record.
UAGACAUAAAAUUAGUUUAGUAUUUAUUAUACUUGGGCCAUUUACAAAUUAUUAAUAUUAAUGACUACAAUUUUAAAAUCACCAUAGCCCCCAUAUCUUAUAAACCCAUUACACCAUGAAUCUUUUAUUCUUAGAACAUAAAGUUGAAUAACUCAAAAACUACCCAUAGAAAUGUUGUUUCUGAUAUAUACGUCAAAAAUUUCAGAAAAAUUACCCACUGUAUAAUUUACAAUUGAAAAAAGGUGUUCUCAAUUGAAAAACUGAAGUUUGUAUCUUUACAGGAUACUCUUUAAGUAGUACAAAAAAAUCUAAAGAAUUUGAAAAUAUAGUUUUAAAAUAUAUUAAAAUCAGAUUUUGAAUAACUGCAUUAUUAAAGAAAAAGGGGUACGCAUGCUUGGUGAAUCACUCUUUAUAAUACUUUUAUUUUGUACUACUGGUAUAGAUCUCAUAAAAUUGAAGCCAAACAUUUACAAAGGUAAUAAUUAACUAUAGAAAUCUAUGUGUAAGUUAUUUUAAAUGCUGAUAUUCUAUUAUGUAAUGCUUGAACAGGUAUGAGACUCAAAAUUGUAAACAACGUAAUGAUAACUUGCUUGCAAAUAAUGCUGUACCGUUAACAGAGAAUAUUACAAUGCCUGUUGUAAAUAGUGUUUGGACAGCAGAAAAUACAAGUUUUAUGUUAGAAUGUUACCAUCAAUAUUUGGAACAAAUUGGUCCGAUGAAAAAAUUUAAAAAUAAAAGAUGUAUGUGGAUGAAAAUUAAACAAGACAUUCAAGACAAAUUUAACUACUCAUUCACAGAUAUACAAAUUGAAAAUCGCUAUAAAACGGUUUUAAAAAGAAACAAAAUGUCUACCAAAAAUAAUAACACUACUGGAUCUUCUCCAAAAUUUAGUACGGUUGAUAAUGAGUUCGCAAAAAUUACUGCAUUGGACGACUCUAUUGAGCCGGCUGUCCAAGUUGGUACAUCGAGUUCUGGACUUAAACGAUUGAUCAAAGAAGAUAUUGUACCCAAAGAUAUGCCAAUCGUUUCAAACAAAAAAGUUAAAACUUCUGUCACAGAUGUUUUAAUUGCUAUGCUCAAAGAAAAAGAAGAAAAUAAAAAACAAAGAGAACUAAACCGUGAAAGGCGCCAUAAUGAAAAAAUGGAUUUGCUUAGAACUCUUUUAAAUAAUAAGUGA